Molecule: messenger RNA, 1908 nt
Organism: Labeo rohita (rohu)
Lineage: Eukaryota; Metazoa; Chordata; Actinopteri; Cypriniformes; Cyprinidae
Gene: srd5a2b
Product: steroid-5-alpha-reductase, alpha polypeptide 2b
Exons: 5
Coding region: 125-904 (259 amino acids)
Biological process (GO): steroid biosynthetic process
Cellular component (GO): membrane
Molecular function (GO): 3-oxo-5-alpha-steroid 4-dehydrogenase activity
Source: RefSeq, a predicted model, not a curated record
CAUGGUCAGGAUUUGGCUCUCCCUCUGCUUUUGGGGAGGAGCUGCUCUGAGGCGCUGUGUUUGCAGAACUCUGGUGAGGGGUUAAGAGGGGAGAUACAGCAUUAGACUCAAACCUGGUCUGGAAAUGGAUAGAUCGUCGACCUCCAUGCAGUGCCAGGAGCUCCUCGUGCAGGGCCUGAGCUUGGCGAUGAUCUUCGGUGGAGUAUUGCACUUUAUAUGUCUCAUGAAGUCUCACGCUGCCUAUGGCCGCUACGUGGACACCUCGGGCAGCUCCAUGAUGGUGCCUGCAAGGCUAGCCUGGUUCCUUCAGGAGCUUCCAGCUCUGCUGGUUCCUCUGCUUUUGAUGCUGAUCACGGAUGGAAACGAUGGUAUCGGGAGACACCUGAUGCUCUGGACCUUCUGCCUGCACUACUUCCAAAGGAGCUGCAUCUACUCCCUGCUGACCAAAGGGCGGCCGUAUCCACUUAAUAUCAUGCUGUUAGGGAUGGUGUUUUGCUCUAUUAAUGGCUUCCUGCAGGCACACUAUCUGCUGCACUGUGCUACAUAUCACAACACGUGGUUCUCUGAUGCCUGUUUACUAGCCGGUUUGAUAAUAUUUUUCAUAGGAAUGGGAAUCAAUAUUCACAGUGACCACAUUCUUCGCAGCCUGAGAAAGCCUGGAGAAAUUUCCUAUAAAAUCCCAAGAGGCGGUUUGUUUGAGUAUGUGUCUGGAGCAAAUUUCUUUGGGGAGAUUGUAGAGUGGCUGGGCUACGCUGUUGCUACCUGGUCUUUACCCACAUUUGCUUUCGCUUUUUUCACAAUUUGCUUCAUAGGCCCAAGAGCCUAUCACCAUCACAGGUUCUAUAAAGAGAAGUUCAAAGAUUUCCCCAGAUCAAGAAAAUCUCUUAUACCCUUCAUUUUCUGAGGAGCCAUGACAGCUAAAUGGAGUUUUGUUCUGACAGAAGAAAAGAAUUCAUCUUCUUAAUUGCUAAAGUGUACACCUGUAUUUUAGGCUUGUUUUCAUAAUCUGAUUUAGCAUACAGUAUGCAGGAAAGACUCUACAGUUUAUGACUUUAACAUGUUACCAGAUUAUUUGUAAUGGUUUUGUAAUCCUGUAUGAUAAUGGCUUAAUCACAACAGGACACUUUACUACAGCAUACACUCUUAAAAAUAAAGGUGCUUUAAAAGGUUCUUCACAGAGAUGCCAUAGAAGAACCAUUUUUGGUUCCACAAAGAACCAUUCAGUCAAAGGUUCUUUAAAGAACCAUCUCUUUCUUACCUUUUUAUAAUCUGAAGAAUCUUCUUUCGCCACAAAGAACUUUUUGUGAAACAGAAAGGUUCUUCAGAUGUUAAAGGUUCUUUAUGGAACCAUUUAGACAAAAAAAGGUUCUUCUAUGGCAUUGUGAAACACCUUUAUUUUUAAGAGUGUAGACUUUUUUUUUUUAUCAUUUGUACAGUAUGUUAUUGCAGUUGUUAGUAUAUUUGUGUGUAGCUAUUUGUAAUUUUUAAAAUACUUUCUUCUAUUGCAGCUUAAUAUGUAGGGGAAACUGUAAGUAGGCUGAUUUGUCCAAAAAGUGUAAACACUGACUAUUACAACAUGAGCAUCUUAACUAGUUUGAUACAACAGGGUUGAUUAAGUUUGGGGUUGUGAUUAUCUGUUUGCUGAACAGUGAUGGACAGUGUGUUUAGUAAACCUGAAAAAUAGCCUAAUCAGAAAUUUGUUAUUAAAUGGUGGUGUUAUUAACAAUGCAUAUUUUUUUCAUAUUUAAAGUAAAAAAUAUGUAUAAUAAAUAGAAUGUUUAUGCUAAUCUUAAAAGUGGUUUUAAGAUAAUCGUAUUCAUCAAGGUAAGAAGAAGGUAAAUAAGAUAUUACUUUUAUAAAGAAAUGUCUGUUUUACCCACAUCUGGUUCUUAUUGCGUCACACGAAUA